CCGUGCUCUUUGUCCGGUAUGCAAUCAUCGCCGUAGCCAGAGGCUUACUCCCAUAAUCAUUUUGCUAUUUUUAUGUUUGACAACACGGGAGCUUUUCGGGAGCCGUCACGGCCUUUUGUCUUGGAAUCCUGGGUCUUUGUGUCCUUAGCUAAUCCGUCUAACACAUGACAGCCUUGAGUAAGAUCCCAGGAGACGCCGAUUACACGCUAAUGAUUUUCGGAGGGGGAGUUGAGGCCUCCCGUCUCUAAUUAGAACAUUAAUAUCCCCUCUGACAGUAUGAGAAAGCCUUGAAAUGAAUGGGACGAGCUGUUGAGCUUGGGGGGCACGACCCGCGUAACGCUUUAAUCGCAUGCUUGCUGUCCUUCUCGAUAGAGAACUCACAAGGACACCAAAGCCCAGCUUCUAGUCUGGCAUCCAGUGGCGUUGCGCUCUUUCAUGAUUGGAUUGGCAAGGCCAAUGGUGGUCCACAACAUGUCCAUCACCCAAUGAACACGUAGUAGAGAACGACCUUUUACAGUACAAGCUUUUGCACGACUGGACAUCCGUGUUGCUUUCUUUC
Molecule: messenger RNA, 559 nt
Organism: Hyaloscypha bicolor E
Lineage: Eukaryota; Fungi; Ascomycota; Leotiomycetes; Helotiales; Hyaloscyphaceae
Exons: 1
Coding region: 297-497 (66 amino acids)
Source: RefSeq, a predicted model, not a curated record